This is a messenger RNA of Monoraphidium neglectum, 1731 nucleotides long. Its product is annotated as CUG-BP- and ETR-3-like factor 4. The record is from RefSeq and is a predicted model, not a curated record. The transcript has 8 exons. The coding region runs from base 1 to 1731 and encodes 576 amino acids. Gene Ontology annotation, molecular function: RNA binding. NCBI's taxonomy places the organism in Eukaryota, Viridiplantae, Chlorophyta, Chlorophyceae, Sphaeropleales, Selenastraceae.
AUGGCGUCCCUUGCCCAGCAGCCUCAGGAGCACGAGGAGGCAACCGCGGUAUGCGCGGAGCCCAAGGUCUUCGUCGGUGGGCUGCGCUACGAAGUGACGCAGGAGGAGGUCAGCGCCCACUUUUCGCGCUAUGGGCAGCUGCGCACCGCCGUGCUGCUGAAGCACCUCGACAGCGGCAAGUCCAAGGGCUGCGCCAUGGUGCUGUUCGAGAGCUGGGCCAACGCCGAGGCGGCCGUCGCGUCCGAAAACGGUAUUGCAUCCCCCCUGACGGCGCCGCGUCCGGCUGUGGUGAAGUUUGCAGACCCGCAGCGCAAUGAGCACGGCGUGCUGUGUGGCGUGACCCCCAAGAAGCUGUUUAUCGGACAGGUGCCCCCCACGGCGACAGUGGACCAGAUCAGUGCCGUGUUCCAGCAGUAUGGCUCGAUCCUUGACAUCACCACCAUGCCGCCCCGCAAGCCGGGCUCCAUGGGCUGCGCCUUUGUCAGCUAUGGAAGCUGGGCGGAAGCCGAGGCGGCACUAAAGGCUGUCGACCAAAAGGCGACGCUGCCCGGCGGCUCCCACCCCAUCACGGUCAAGUUUGCAGACGCAAAGCCCGCUGAGCUGGCAAAGUUUGACGGCCGCGGCACCAAGCGCGGGGCGUGGGACGGAGGCAUGAUGGGCGGCGGUGGCGGCGGCGGCGGCGGGAAGCGGCAGUUUAUGGGCGGCAUGGGGCGCGGUGGCGGCAUGGGCAUGAACCCCAUGAUGAUGAACCCCAUGAUGAUGGUGGGUCGUCGUAAGGAGGGUAUGGGUGGGGUUGCCAAGGGCAUGAUGGGCAUGAACCCCAUGAUGAACCCAAUGAUGAACCCCAUGAUGAUGAGCAUGAUGGCGCAGAGCAUGGGCAUGGGUGCUGGUAUGGGGAUGCCCGGGAUGCAGGGCAUGGGCGGCGCCGGCCAGCAGCAGCAGCCGCAGCAGCAGCAGCAGCAGCAGCUGCAGCAGCAGCAGCUGGGCGGCCCCGCGCCGCCGCCCAGCGGCGCGCCCGGCGGCGCGGCGGCGAUGGGCGGCGGCUGGGGCACCGGGUACGGCGCCGACGCGAGCGGCGCAGCGGCCGGCCAGUUCGGCGUGCCAGGGGCCGCCGGCGCCCCCCAGGGUGCAGGGGCAGCUGCCGGCUACGGGCAGGCGCCGCAGAUGCCGGGUCAACCGCAGCUGGGCGGCGGCUUUGACGUGACGGGCGGCGCGGGCGCGGGCGGCAUGAUUGGGCCGGGCCUGCCUCCGGCCAGCAUGGGGAUGGGCAUGGGCGGCGGCGGCGGCAUGAUGGGGAUGGGCGGCAUGGGCGGCUUGGGCGGCAUGGGAGGCAUGGGAGGCAUGGGUAUGCCAGGCAUGGGCGGCAUGGGCAUGGGGAUGGGCAUGGGCGGCAUGGGGAUGGGGAUGGGCGGCAUGGGCAUGGGCAUGGGCGCGUCCACCAGUGGCCCCAACGCUGCGCUCGCCGCAGCCAAGGCGUGGAAGCUCUUCGUCGGCCAGAUCAGCUUUGAUCUGUCCGAGGAGCACCUGAUGCCCUUCUUCGCGCAGUUUGGCACCAUCCUGGAACUGGCCCUGCCGCGCUCCGACGGCCGCAGCCGCGGCUACGCGUUUGUGACGUACGCGUCGCAGGCCGAGGCGCAGGCCGCGAUCGAGGGCGCCAACGGGGCGGUGAUCCCGACGGACCCUCGGGCGCGCGCGCUGACCGUGCGGUGGGCCGACCAAAAGGCGCGCUGA